UUGACCGUUAGGUUUUAUGGGUAUUAUGAUGACAACACUGUGGUACUCUAUCCGGUAGUAUAAAGAUUGCCACGAGUUAGCGGAGGCGGAGAGUAUCCAUCUUGAAUAGCAGCGUACAUUUUAAACAGCGAUCACUAUGUCUGACGACGCUGAGCAGCAAUUCAUGGAGACCGCUAAAAAUGGAAAUGAAGCCGAGGAAGAACUGAAUGGAGCAGAAGAAUCCACAGAACACCCCGUGGCAGAGGAACAAGAAGAACUGAGCUGCACGGUAGAGGGAGAGCCAGUGGCAGAGGAACCGGCUGUGGUGGAGGAAGGGGUCACGCAGAACGGAGCGGCAGAGGGGGGACAGAUAAAUGCAAGUAAAGGCGAGGAUGACGCUGGCAAAAUGUUUGUAGGUGGACUUAGCUGGGACACUAGCAAAAAAGACCUGAAAGACUACUUCUCCAAAUUUGGAGAGGUGACUGAUUGUACCAUCAAGAUGGACUCAAACACAGGACGAUCACGUGGGUUUGGGUUCAUCUUGUUCAAAGAAGCAGCAAGUGUAGACAAGGUUCUUGAGCAGAAAGAACACAGGCUAGAUGGACGACAGAUAGACCCAAAGAAGGCGAUGGCAAUGAAGAAGGAACCAGCCAAGAAGAUCUUUGUUGGUGGCCUAAACCCAGAAGCAACAGAGGAGACCAUAAGAGAAUACUUUGGAACCUUUGGAGAGAUUGAAUCCAUUGAACUUCCAGUGGACCCCAAGUUCAAAAAAAGGAGGGGGUUUAUCUUCAUCACAUUCAAAGAAGAGGCCACUGUUAAAAAAUGCCUUGAAAAAAAGUUCCACAAUGUCUGUGGAACCAAGGUAACAAACGGAAAGGAAGGCCUUUGUGAGAUCAAAAUCGCCCAGCCCAAGGAGGUGUACCAGCAGCAGCAGUUCGGAGGCCGUGGUGGUGGUGGUGGCGGCGGCGGCAGCAGCUAUGGAGGAGGCCGGGGAGGCAGGGGGCGUGGUGGCCAAAACCAAUAUGGGAACCAGGGUUAUAGUAAUUACUGGAGCCAAGGCUAUGGCAACCAGGGCUAUGGCUAUGGUGGGCAGCAGGGCUAUGGAAACUAUGGAAGUUACGGCAACUAUGACUACUCCGCUGGAUACUAUGGAGGGGGCUACGACUACAACCAGGGCAAUACAAGCUAUGGGAAAACUCCAAGACGUGGAGGCCACCAGGGUAGCUACAAGCCAUACUGAUCACAUGUAGUGCAGGACUCAAGUAAACACAGAUUUGAAAGACCAUGGGUGCGGCAGAAGUAUGCAGGACUUGAUUCUUUCCUGUGGGAUGACUCAUGCUCCAUUUGUACAGACCAUCUGAGGAACUGGAGAAGUAAAUGCCACUUUUCCAUGUUUUUAUUUUAUCUUUUUUGGGGGGGUCCACAUUUCCAGAGAUGGAAGUGUUAUUUUUACUGUACUUUUUGGUACCUUUUUUGAAUCUAAUGUAUUGUAUGGUUGUAUUUUACAUGUCGACUGGAUUUACAUGAGAAUCAGAAGCUGUCAGGGCUUUUGAAAUAAACCAAUUUUGAGUAAUUUUUUUCUGGUUUCUAGAUUACUUUCUUUUCUGGCUCUGGACUUGCAACAAGGAAUUCAGUGUGGGAUUGGGGUAUGAUUUAAAAGGGAUUUGCCUAAAUCUGAAUUCAUUUAAGAUUGUCUAGAGAAUGUCAACUUGUAGAUGGAACCAACCAGUAUAUUUUGGAUUCAUUUUAAUUUUGACCUGUUAAGUGGCAUUUAUAGAAAAUCUAGUUAAAGCCUGCAAAAUAUUGCUACAUGGAGUUGCAGCCCCUCUGGAAUCUCAUUCAUUGUCUUUGGCUAAUUGUUAGAAAUAAAAUUGAUUUUAUAA
This is a messenger RNA of Salvelinus namaycush (lake trout), 1862 nucleotides long. Its product is annotated as heterogeneous nuclear ribonucleoprotein A/B-like. The record is from RefSeq and is a predicted model, not a curated record. The coding region runs from base 137 to 1219 and encodes 360 amino acids. Gene Ontology annotation, cellular component: nucleoplasm. Gene Ontology annotation, biological process: regulation of gene expression. Gene Ontology annotation, molecular function: RNA binding. The transcript has 9 exons. NCBI's taxonomy places the organism in Eukaryota, Metazoa, Chordata, Actinopteri, Salmoniformes, Salmonidae.